Didymodactylos carnosus is the source of this 609-nucleotide messenger RNA. The record is from the annotation of a GenBank genome assembly. NCBI's taxonomy places the organism in Eukaryota, Metazoa, Rotifera, Eurotatoria, Philodinida, Philodinidae.
AUGGAUUUAACACCAUUACCACCCAAGCCACAACAACAACAAUAUUCACAAUCUUCGUUUGAAUUGCAAAAACUGUCGACAUUACCCUUACUAUUAGAAGAUUUAUCGAAAUUUCGUCGUCAACAGCAGAAUCCAUAUAAACACGAUAAUAAUUUAACCAAUACUUUGUUGUUGAUGCAUAAGGUACUUUCGAGAUUAAAUUCACGUAUGGAACGAGCGGACGAUGAGAAUGAUCGUUUAACAUUUUCGAGAAAAGCUUCUAAACGUGCUAUUCCUUCACCACCACCACUUGUUCCAUCAGCCAUUUCACCCGUUGCAGCGAAUCAAGAGUAUGAUAUCCACGAUAGAAUUGAACAUGUGUUUAAUGAUCGUAUGCGAAUUAUUUUGGAAAAAUUUGACUUAAAUUUAGAUAAUUUACGCAAUUCGAUCGAACGUUUGAAACUUUUUGAUGAGUUAUUACACGACAAAAUGAAUAGUAUAAUUGAUAAACUGCAAGAUAUAACACAAGAACGCCAGCAAUCCCAACAAGAAUUAAGAAUAAUGGUUGACUCAAUAGAAAAAAAUGCUGAACAAGGUACGGAGGAAACAGUUCAGAAGGAAACAGCUUAA